GAGUCCAGCUGUAGCUCUCUCCUUCUGCUCCCUCUCAUAGCGGCAGCGCUGCGCGAUCACUCAGGCUCUGCAAUGGACAGAGGGGCGAUGCUGGCUGCGUGCGUGCUGCUGUGCUGCAGCUGCACCGCGGUUACUGCCAUCCAGAGGGCUGACAUGUUUCCUUAUGGCACCUCAAAUGGAGAUUCGGUUUUGGGAGAAGGCGACGAUGAGACGUCCAAAGUGCUGUCUCUGCCAAAACCCUUAUACUUCUACAACUCCCCUUUCUCCCAGCUAUACGUGGCCACCAAUGGCAUUAUAUCAGCCCACGACUUGCCAAUGGAGAAGCAAUACGUUGAUGACGGAUUACCUACAGAUUUCCCCGUGGUGGCUCCGUUCCUGGCUGACAUUGACACGAGCGGAGGGCGAGGACAGAUUUACUACCGAGCGACUGAAACGCCCAGCGUGCUCAACAGAAUCACACAGGAAGUACAGCAGGGGUUCCCCGAUGCAAAGUUCACACCCACACACGCUGUAGUGGCAACGUGGGAGAAUGUCCCAGCGUACGAAGAACAAACACGACCCCCUAGCCCUCCAAACAAGGUCAAUACAUUCCAAGCUGUGAUUGGUUAUGAUGAGGCAGACUCAUAUGUGCUCUUCCUCUACCCUGAAGGUGGUCUGAACUUCUUUGGCACACGGCCUAAGGAGUCGUACAAUGUUGAGAUAGAGCUUCCAGCAAGAGUUGGCUUCAGCAGAGGAGAAAUUGUGUAUUUUUUCAUCUCUCGAACUGAGGGACCUUAUUACAGUCUCACCACUGAUGAGCAGAGUGUUAAAAAUCUCUACCAGGUUGGUAACACUGGAGUUCCAGGCCUCUGGCUUUUCCACACCGGAAACCGUUAUUCUUUUGACAACAUUGUUCCCGCAUCCAUUAGAGGCCUUCCUGUUACUCCUCCACCUGCAGGAUACGACUCCUAUAUGGAAACCACCACCCCAGAAUAUGAUGAGUUUGAAGAUUAUGAAGAGAAUCCCUUUGACCCCAAGACCCAAGAGGGAGAAGAUGAUUAUCCUUUAACAGGGAAGAAUCCUGAAUUCCAGCCAGCACCUGCUGGUGGUGACCAAUCAAUUUCCCUUCUACCUCGAAGUUCUGAUGGCAGUGACAAUAUACUGUUGACCUCUGAACCUGGGUAUGGUUUAGAGCCAGCAGACAGGCACUACACUCCCCCUAAUCCUGCACAGACAGUCCCAGAGGAAGGUGCUCAGCAGCCCCAGGAACAGCAGCCACAUGUAUCACUGAAAAACAAGCCACCGCUGGAAGUGGUGAAUGUGCACUCCCCACAUAGAAAUGCACCACCUCUUUCCCCUGGAGUCCAUGUGGUCAGUGUGGAUGAAGAGGUUAAUCUUGACACAGGAGUGAUUCAGUAUACUACAGAGAAUAAGGAAACAUGUGCCAGAUUCCAGCAGCAGUGCUCCCAGAAUGCCUUUUGCUCCGACUACGCCACAGGCUUCUGCUGUCACUGCCGGCCAGGCUUUUAUGGAAAUGGACGCCAGUGUCUGCCUGACGGCGCCCCCCAGCGUGUUAGCGGUAAGGUGAGCGGCACUGUGUCCGUGGGAUCGACUCCAGUAUCGCUGAACAACAUUGAUCUCCAUGCCUACAUCGUGGUGGGAGACGGGAGAGCCUACACUGCCAUCAGUGAGGUACCAGAACCACUGGGCUGGGCGCUGAUGCCGGUUGCACCAAUUGGAGAGCUGUUCGGAUGGCUGUUUGCUUUGGAGCUGUUCGAUAGCCAAGCAGGAUUCAAAAUCACAGGUGCUGAGUUCACUCGCCACGCAGAGGUUGUGUUUCACCCUGGCAACCAGCGCUUGUCAAUUAUUCAGACUGGCCGUGGCCUAGAUGACCACAACCACCUGACCGUGGAUACUGUAGUCAGCGGCAGUGUGCCCUUCCUUCCUCCUGGUGCUGAAGUUAACAUGGACCCCUUCAAAGAGACCUACCAGUACUACCCCUCUGUUGCAACCUCCACCUCUGUUAGGGAGUACUCAGUGGUUACAGCAGACCGAGGGUCAGAGUCCGUCUCUUUCCAGCUGAAACAGAAUAUCACAUACCGCGACUGCCGGCACAGCAACCAAGCCACCAGCAUUGAGACUUUGCAGAUCUUGAUGGACCGGGUGUUUGUCAUGUAUGUGAAGGAGGAGCGGAUCCUGAGAUACGCCAUCACCAACAAAAUCAGCCCAGUUGGAGUGGACCCUCCAGGCCCUGAGCUGUUCAACCCCUGCUAUGCUGGGACCCACGACUGCGACACCACAGCCCAGUGCAUCCCAUCAGAGGGCCAGGCUUUCCAGUGCCAGUGUGCUACUGGCUAUACAGGAGAUGGACACAACUGUUAUGACAUGGAUGAGUGCGCUGAGGGUUUGAGCACAUGUGGGGAUCAUUCUGAGUGUGUGAACCUGGCCGGUAGUUACCGCUGUCAGUGCCAGAGCGGCUAUGAAUUUGGCUACGAUGAGCGUACCUGUGUUGAUAUAAAUGAGUGCAGCUCUUCUCCAUGUCACAUCAGUGCCAGAUGCAUUAAUGAAGAGGGAUCAUUCCAGUGUCAGUGCCAGCCAGGUUUUUAUGGGAAUGGUUUCUACUGCUCCCAGCAGGAAGAGCGUCCUAAAACUCACUGUGAGCACCACAGAGACAGAGUGACGACCACCAGUCCAGAUGGAUAUCCUAUAGUUGGCGCAUAUGUACCACAGUGUGAUGCUGAAGGACAGUACAUACCUCAACAGUGUCAUGGUUCAACUGGCUAUUGUUGGUGUGUGGACAAUAGAGGAGAGGAGAGAGCAGGAACCAGGACUUCACCUGGUGCAGAACGUAUAGACUGUAAUAGACCAGAGCGUCCUAAAACUCACUGUGAGCACCACAGAGACAGAGUGACGACCACCAGUCCAGACGGAUAUCCUAUAGUUGGCGCAUAUGUACCACAGUGUGAUGCUGAAGGACAGUACCUACCUCAACAGUGUCAUGGUUCAACUGGCUAUUGUUGGUGUGUGGACAGUAGAGGAGAGGAGAGAGCAGGUACCAGGACUCCACCUGGUGCAGAAAGUAUAAACUGUGAUAGACCAGAGCGCCCUAAAACUCACUGUGAGCACCACAGAGACAGAGUAACGACCACCAGUCCAGACGGAUAUCCUAUAGUUGGCGCCUAUGUACCACAGUGUGAUGCAGAAGGACAGUACCUACCUGUACAGUGUCAUGGUUCAACUGGCUAUUGUUGGUGUGUGGACAAUAGAGGAGAGGAGAGAGCAGGAACCAGGACUCCACCUGGUGAAGAAAGUAUAAACUGUGAUAGACCAGAGCGUCCUAAAACUCACUGUGAGCACCACAGAGACAGAGUGACGACCACCAGUCCAGAUGGAUAUCCUAUUGCUGGAGCCUAUGUACCACAGUGUGAUGCUGAAGGACAGUACCUACCUCAACAGUGUCAUGGUUCAACUGGCUAUUGUUGGUGUGUGGACAGUAGAGGAGAGGAGAGAGCAGGUACCAGGACUCCACCUGGUGCAGAAAGUAUAAACUGUGAUAGACCAGAGCGUCCUAAAACUCACUGUGAGCACCACAGAGACAGAGUAACGACCACCAGUCCAGAUGGAUAUCCUAUUGCUGGAGCCUAUGUACCACAGUGUGAUGCAGAAGGACAGUACCUACCUCAACAGUGUCAUGAUUCAACUGGCUAUUGUUGGUGUGUGGACAGUAGAGGAGAGGAGAGAGCAGGAACCAGGACUCCACCUGGUGCAGAAAGUAUAAACUGUGAUAGACCAGAGCGUCCUAAAACUCACUGUGAGCACCACAGAGACAGAGUAACGACCACCAGUCCAGACGGAUAUCCUAUUGCUGGAGCCUAUGUACCACAGUGUGAUGCUGAAGGACAGUACCUACCUCAACAGUGUCAUGGUUCAACUGGCUAUUGUUGGUGUGUGGACAGUAGAGGAGAGGAGAGAGCAGGAACCAGGACUCCACCUGGUGCAGAAAGUAUAAACUGUGAUAGACCAGUUCCUGUGACUCCGACACAACGCCCCGAGAGCAUGUGUGAGCGAUGGAGGGCCAGUUUGAUUGAGCACUACGGUGGAAAACCUGGCCCGCAGCAGUAUGUACCUCAGUGUGAGCCAGAUGGAGAGUUCAGUCCAGUUCAGUGUUACGGGGAGACCACCUACUGUUGGUGUGUGGACCAGAAUGGACACAUGGUUCCUGGUACCAAAUCAAGUGAUGCUGUCAAACCUGCAUGCAUCUCCUCAGUGGCACCGCCUACAGUACGUCCAUUGCCCCGCCCAGAUGUCACCCCUCCCACAAACACUGAUGUCACACUGCUAUACGCUCAGGGACAGAAAAUAGGAGCGCUGCCUCUCAACGGGACCAGACUAGAUGGAAGCCGAGCCAAAACGCUUUUGACUCUACAUGGUUCCAUAGUUGUUGGUAUAGCCUAUGACUGCAAGGAGAACAAAGUCUAUUGGACAGAUUUGUCUGCAAGAACAAUCAACAGAGCUUCAGUGGUUUCUGGCGCUGAGGCUGAGAUACUCAUCAACACAAAUCUCGUCAGUCCAGAAGGUUUGGCAGUGGACGUCAAACGUAGGCUGAUGUUCUGGGUGGACUCCUCUCCUGAUGUGAUUGAAAGAGCCAACCUGGACGGCAGUGGGAGGCGGACCCUGUUUGACACAGACUUGGUCAACCCCCGUGCCAUCAUAGUGGUUUCAUCCACCGGUACUCUGUAUUGGACUGACUGGAACAGAGAGGCCCCUAAGAUCGAGAGUUCAUCAGUGGAUGGUCAGAACCGGCAGGUGGUGGUGUCUGAUGGGAUCGGUUUGCCAAACGCACUAACGUAUGACUCUUCUUCUGGACAGAUCUGCUGGGCUGAUGCAGGUACAAAGCGUUUAGAGUGUAUGUCUCUAGAUGGUUCGGGUCGAAGAGUGAUCCACACCAACCUCAACUACCCGUUCAGCAUGAUCUACUACAGGAACCACUUCUAUUACACUGACUGGAGGAGGGACGGCGUGAUUGCGGUGGGCAAAGACAGCAGUCAGUUCACCGACGAAUACUUACCUGAGCAGCGCUCUCACCUGUACGGUAUCACCAUAGCAACCACCCACUGCCUACCAGGGAGCCACUAACGACGGGCCUGCAGCCGCAGAGUCCUUUUUGGUGCUAAAGUUCUGAGGCGAUUCAUGGACGGAGGGCAGGUCCGGCCCCUCUGGUGUCCCUCCGGAGGAAGGACACUCGGCAGGGAGCAAAGAUGUCUUCCUACAGCCAGAUCAGCAAUCAGAGCAACUUUACAACCCAUUCCAACCCCAGUAUCUCACCUUAAUAUAACCCAAAGUAAAUGAUUUGUAAAUUUGUUUUAUACCUCAUUUCCAGCUUUUUUCUACUGUAUUUUUGUAUUGUCUGAGUCGUUUUGUUUUUCUAUUGAAUAAAGCUGCAGAACAA
This is a messenger RNA of Archocentrus centrarchus (flier cichlid), 5428 nucleotides long. It is a transcript of the gene nid2a, whose product is annotated as nidogen 2a (osteonidogen). Gene Ontology annotation, biological process: cell-matrix adhesion. NCBI's taxonomy places the organism in Eukaryota, Metazoa, Chordata, Actinopteri, Cichliformes, Cichlidae. Gene Ontology annotation, cellular component: basement membrane. The transcript is spliced from 38 exons. Gene Ontology annotation, molecular function: calcium ion binding. The record is from RefSeq and is a predicted model, not a curated record. Bases 73 to 5115 code for a protein of 1680 amino acids.